AUGAAUUACAACGAAUAUGUAACACAUAAGAAAACACACGGUCAACCUUUCAUCUAUGAAUGCAGAGUGCCCGGUUGUGGACGGACAUUUGACCAUGACUCAUCAUUUCGCAAUCACAAGGAAACGCAUGAACCUAAUCCUCAAUGCGAGGGCUGUGGCAGAUUCUUCACUAGUAGAAAUACACUAACUAGACAUAAGGAGAGCUGCCAAGCGAUAUCUCAUAAACGAAGCUACGAAUGCCUCUACCCCGGGUGUGCUGUGAUCGCGAAAAGUUACAAAGAAUAUAUAACACAUAGGAAAACACAUGGUCAGCCCUUCAUCUAUGAAUGCAGAGUGCCCGGUUGUGGGAGGACAUUUGACUAUGAUUCAACAUUUUUCAAUCACAAGCAAACGCAUGAGCCUCAUCCUCAAUGCGAGGGUUGUGGCAGAUUCUUCACCACCAGGAAUGCACUGAAAUCUCACAAGAAGAACUGCCAAACAAAAUCUCGUUAG
Brugia malayi is the source of this 492-nucleotide messenger RNA. RefSeq lists its product as uncharacterized. The coding region runs from base 1 to 492 and encodes 163 amino acids. Gene Ontology annotation, cellular component: chromosome. Gene Ontology annotation, biological process: regulation of transcription by RNA polymerase II. The record is from RefSeq and is a predicted model, not a curated record. NCBI's taxonomy places the organism in Eukaryota, Metazoa, Nematoda, Chromadorea, Rhabditida, Onchocercidae. Gene Ontology annotation, molecular function: chromatin insulator sequence binding. The transcript is spliced from 2 exons.